Molecule: messenger RNA, 1734 nt
Organism: Lodderomyces beijingensis
Lineage: Eukaryota; Fungi; Ascomycota; Pichiomycetes; Serinales; Debaryomycetaceae
Source: the annotation of a GenBank genome assembly
AUGCUAGCUGGUACACCAAAUGUGUUUCAAGAGCGGUAUCUACUGAAAAGAGAACUAGACUCCAAUGGGUGUGUCACCAACUGCCCUAGACUACCCGACUGCAUAUGUCCAGGGAAAAACGAGCAAUGUGUCCAAAUUGCAGCUACAUGCGAAAAGUGUGCCUAUAAUCAAUGCACCCCGAUCUCGUCUUCAACCGUCCACGUUGGCGGAGUCGUUGGGGGCGUAGUUGGAGGAUUGAUUGUAGCCGCGCUAGCGGGCUGCAUCUUGUACUACUUUCUUGUGUACAAGAAGAAGCAUCCAGUCACGUUGGAUGAAGAAUAUGACUAUUACGACAAUGACACAGACGAAUAUGGAGGCAAGGGAAGCAGCGAGAGCGUCAGUGGAGACGAAGAGUAUUCGUUGAAAAGAUUAUCCCUGGCCGGAGUUGAACUACAACAACAAGAUGAGCACCAGCAACUGCAACUGCUCCUGCCAUUGGGCGAAGGUUUGUUGGGUGACCCGGGAAAGACUAGCAAAGAUACUGCUGGUGGCACUGCAAGCAAUCUGCAAGGAAGCUCGCAAUACGCGGCAAGACCUAAUGCUCGGAGAGCAGGGGCAGCGGCCAACAAUAGCAGAAAGACUCAAAUGAAGAGAAUCUCCUCAUAUGAAUCAUUCACUAGACCAAGCAGAUCGAAACAACAAAAACAGUUGCAAGCACUACAGAGACGGGCUAGACAAAAGACCAUUGUGGAACAAGCCAACCAGCAGCGACAACAACAACAGCAACAGCAACAGCAAUCCGGUGCAACUCAAUUGUACAUGCAACCGGGCCAUAGAGACUCCGUGGCUACUUCAUUUUCCAACGCCUCCAAUAUUUUACCGAUUGCCUAUAUUCCAGGGGUCACUGUCCGGCCAAGCAAAAACAAUACUGGAUCGAUAUAUUCAAACGACUCGGACUCGUUAUUUUCGGAUAUGAAUGCAAUUGAAAAUGCAAGCAUUGUUGGUGAUGUUGUGCGAGCUAGCAAGGGAUCAGUUGAAGGACAAAAUAAUCAUCACCACAAUAAUAAUAAUAUUCAUAACAAUAACAACAACAAUAAUAAUACUAGUAAUACUAACCUUCGACAGGUACCUGAGGAACAAAGCAAUGAUGGGAAUGCCGCUACUAUGACGGCAAUUAAAGCCCAGCCGAGACUAGUUAACGUGGAUCGGAUUGAGGAGGAGGAGGAGGAAGAUGAAGAAGAAGAUGAUGAUUAUGACUAUGAAAAUUACAAUCCAAGUCUACACGGAGUAGGUAUUCAAAAUGGAGCUAUAAAUGAAGAGACUGACGAUAGUGAUGUUGAUUCCGAUAUUGGCCAAAUCACACGAGCAACGUCGACCAGAACCAACAAGGGAAGAGGAAAAAUAUCGAGAAUAUCGAGAAUAUCGAGAAUGAGCGGCACGAGCGCAACAACAUCAGACGGUGCGUCGUUUGCAACUAAAGAGAUCUUGAUGGAUUCAAGACACGAGACCAAUGCAAGUGGCACCUAUAUAGACGAGACGUUGACAAGCAUGCCGAUUGAGUUGGUUACUCGUGGUGUCAAUUUCGCCAACCGCGACUCAAGAACCGUUGAUUGGGAAAAUGGCUCGACUGUGGGGUCAUUCUUGUUUGACGUUGAGUUUGACGGAAACAGACCCAUGACUCCACCGCCACGUAGAAAUAUUGGAGUCGGGGACGAUGAUGCAAGCUCAGUACGAAGCCCGUUUGAAGAUCCAUGA